UACGAGGACCCCGCGGACCAUCAACGCUGUGGAUCUGUCCGGUCCUGGGAUCCCAGGAACCUUCCAGAAUCGGAGCUCCACCCAUCGUCUCCCCAAACUAUGAAGCAAAGAGCGCUGUAACACAGCUACCCACCAGAGAAUUCUAAAUCCAAACAAGUCCCCAAUUUGUAACCGUACCACAAAAUUGAGAGAUCCUACUGAGAUCGGAGCCAAAAAAUGUGUUAUGUAGGCAAAGCAACGAAAAUCUUCAUUUCCAUAGUCGCGGUUUUGGUGGUUACUGGAUUGAUUUUGGGAUUCGGAGUGUUCCGCCGCCACGGCAGCAAUGGCGGUGGAGGCGGAGGCAAUUCCGGCGGAUGUUCCUCCGAUUCAUGUCCCCAAGCAUCGCCUCUGAUUGUCCCCACUCCGGCGAAUCCGAGCUCUGGUUUCACUCCGAAUCCUCCUAGAACUGCCUCGUAUCCUCCGCCACCGCCGCCGAGCGACGACUCGAACUUUCCGAAUCCCUCGCCGUCGCCGCCGCCUCCAACAUUAUCUUCUCCUCUUCCACCUCCUCCUCCGCCGGGCGACAACUCUGGAUCGAGUGUUCCUCAGGCACCUCCACCGCAGCCGCCAGAUUCGUCGUCUCCGCCGCCGCCUCCAGUGGUUCCGACUGCUCCUCCGCCGGGGAUUGCACCGCCGCCACCGGUGCCGGUGACGCCAGGUCCGGUGAACAAUUCUUAGCUCUUUCCAAUGGUUAUUCAUUAUUGACAUUUGGAUUUCGGUUUCGUUUCCUGAAAAAUACCGUCUGCAGUUUUUCUCCCUUGGAAAAAUUCGGAUAAAAAGUAAAAAUUCGACUCAGAAAGUCAGAAUUGACCACAUUCUAUUGAUGAUGGUAUCUCCUGUGUGUAAUAUAUGUAGCUGAAUUGUUUAUAUUUUAUUUAAAUUUAAAUUAAAUAUAUAUUUACU
Andrographis paniculata is the source of this 942-nucleotide messenger RNA. RefSeq lists its product as uncharacterized. The record is from RefSeq and is a predicted model, not a curated record. Bases 217 to 717 code for a protein of 166 amino acids. The transcript has a single exon. NCBI's taxonomy places the organism in Eukaryota, Viridiplantae, Streptophyta, Magnoliopsida, Lamiales, Acanthaceae.